AUGGCAACGUGGACGGCGACGGCCGCGCGGGCCCGGGCCCUGGCAUUGGCGCUCUGGGGCUGGGCGCUGGCCCCGGCGGGGGCCUUGGACGCUAUGGGCCCCCACGCGGCCGUCCGUCUGGCCGAGCUGCUGACCCCGGAGGAGUGCGACCAUUUCCAGUCGCUCCUGAAGGUGCCCGAGCCGGACGUCGAGGCCGAGCUGGCCCGGCUCUCUGAGGACCGGCUGGCCCGCGCGGAGACGCCGGGGCCCACGUCCAAGCCGCCGGGCAGGCUGUGGCGGCUGUGGCGGCGGAAGCGGGCGGCGGCCGAGUCCGCGGAGGUGUCGGACGGCUGCCGGGAGAGGCUGGCGGACUGGCUGGCGGCCGAGGCCCCGACCCUCUCUUGGGACCGCGUGGCUCGGGCGCUGCGGCGCUGCGGCCGGCCGGACGUGGCCCGGGAGCUGGGCAAGAACCUCCACCAGCAGGCGACGCUGCAGCUGCGCAAGUUCGGCCAGGCCUACCUGCGCCCGCCGGCCGCCCCCCCCGACUGGGACCAGCUGCAGCUGAUCGUGGAGCGUCUGCCCCAGGCACCGUACGAGCGCAACCCCGCCGGCUGGGUCGGGCCGCUGGCGCUCGGCCUCCUCACCGGCUUCGUGGGGGCGUUGGGCGCCGGGGCGCUGUUCAUCACGUUCACGCUGUGGCUCACGGGCGGCGACGGCUACGGCCCCGGCUCCGGCCCCGGCCCUCCCCGGCGCAGGCCCGCCCAGGCGCGCGGCGGGCGGCCACCCAGGCCGCCCCUGUCUGCAAAGCAGCUCGAGCCGUCGAGGGCCCGGGAUGCACGCGGGCCGGUCCCCCCUCGCCUCAGUGCCCCCGGCCGUAAAACGGGAGCGCAGCCCCGGCAGAGUGCCGUCUUCCCCGUAUCAUAA
Molecule: messenger RNA, 903 nt
Organism: Lynx canadensis (Canada lynx)
Lineage: Eukaryota; Metazoa; Chordata; Mammalia; Carnivora; Felidae
Product: transmembrane and death domain protein 1-like
Exons: 2
Coding region: 1-903 (300 amino acids)
Source: RefSeq, a predicted model, not a curated record